GGUAAACCGAGCCCAGCGUGGGAUUCCUUCAGUGACCCCAGGGUUGGGCUGCUUCUCUCUGGCUGAGCAGUUCUUCCAGAGGGAACAGAGACGGGGAGGGGGUGGGCCCGCGGCGUCCCCUCCUGUGGCCCCAGGAUGCUGGACUCCUCAGUGGCAGAUCGGUUGACCCGGCUGACCCUGAAACUCCUGGAGAAGAAGCUGAAGCAGGAGCGCGAGGAUGUGGAAGCGGGUUCUGAGGACCCCCACCUCACGCCCGGAAAUGAGGAUGGGCCAGAGGCCUCCCUGCGGAGCGCUCUGCGGAUGAGGAAGGACCUUCUGCAGAGACUCUGGGAACAGCACCUCCUGGAAGAGGUCUCCAGGGCCCGCGCCUGGAGGGGGCUGGACGGAGGAGCCCGUGGGUCAGUGCUGCCCCCAGAGGUGCCCCCCGUGGGCGUCCACCCCGCUGUCUCCCCGGCCCCACCCACCCUGGACCCACCGCAGAUCACCCAACACCCGGCACCCCCACCUCCCACCACCAUCAUCCAGCAGCUGCCUCAGCAGCCACUCAUCGCACAGAUUCCCCUUCCCCAGGCCUUCCCCACUCAGCAGUCAGGAAGCAUCAAGGAAGGGCUCAAAAGGACACGUCUGCGAACACGGCCUGGGACCCGCAGGCCCACAGGACUCCACGCCUGCUCGCAGAGCUCUGCGUCUGCUCCACCUGAGUUCCGUGCCGGGAGCGGCCGGGUCAUCGGCGGCCGUCCGUGCGUGACCGAGCCCUCCGUGCCCUCCCUCAGACGUGGCGGAGAUGAUGCUGAUGCAGAACGCACAGAUGCACCAGAUCCUCAUGCAGAACCUGAUGCUCAGAGCCCUGCCCCCGUCAGCGCUCGCGCCCGCCCCCCCGCGCCGCCCCCCGCAGGACCCGCAGGGGGCUCGCCCCGCCGUCCUGCGAGCCAAGAGGCAGAAGCCGCCCUCCGUGCACCACCAUUACCACUACACGCCCCCAGCCCCGCUGCAGGCCAGCCCCACUCCUGGCUCCCCGGCGGGUUACUCCACGUGGCCCCCGGUGGUCUCCGCCACUGCCCUCCCUCCUGCUGCCAGCUUCCUGCCCACCGUGUGGCACGUGGCCGGUCCCUCAGUGGCCGCCCUUAGCACGGCGGUGUCCGACGGCGUCCUGCCCACACAGGCUCCAGGCCUGUGACCCCACGGCGGGCUCGGGUAAGCGGCAGGCCCUCGUGCUCCCCCAGGGGGAUGAGGGUCACGAGGAGACACGGGGGUUCAUCAGGAGACAUGGCUCAGGAGCCAGGAGAGAAAAGGUCGACUGAUGUAGCCACACAGAGCUUAAACCUUCCUGGGGGAAAACGCCAUGAGCAGAGUGACACUCGUGGUGCCCGGUGGCCCAGGGGAGAGGCUCCGGCUCCUCGCAGGAAAGGAGCAGCCGCAGGACAUGUGCCUGGUGUGUGUGUGAGGGCAGAGCUGCAGGCUGGCUCACUCACGUAGCUUCUCCUCCUGAAGCAAAGCACCGCAGGCCGGGCCGAGGCAGGGCCGUCUCCCAUCUGCCUCUGUCUGGAUUCUCCCCACGGGACGAGUUACUUUACUCCACUCUCUGCUCCGCUUUUAUUUUUUUCUGGUGGAAUUAUGCUUCCUCGAUGCUUUAAUAUAAUUUUCUCGCAAAUGCCA
Balaenoptera musculus (blue whale) is the source of this 1656-nucleotide messenger RNA. RefSeq names its product chromosome 4 C21orf58 homolog (gene C4H21orf58). The coding region runs from base 136 to 1128 and encodes 330 amino acids. The record is from RefSeq and is a predicted model, not a curated record. Lineage: Eukaryota; Metazoa; Chordata; Mammalia; Artiodactyla; Balaenopteridae. The transcript has 8 exons.